CCCGCUUUGUGGAACCGUUAAUUAGACCCACUAACAGCGCAGUGUUCACCAUGACCAGACCCGAACCGUCCAGCCGCAGCAGCCCAACGCGAGGCGAACGUAUAACGCGCUUCGAUAAACCACACCAUCACGUCGAACAUGCCGGGAAUCGGGGCGUGCGCAUCUUCACCGGCAGUGAGAAACAGUCGAAGGUGUUCUGCAAUCCGGUGAUCUUCAAUCAAGACGCAACCCGUAUCCAGCCGUACCAAGAGAACGAUUGGGACAACAAUGAAACGACACCGAACCAUAUGGCGGAUCGCAUUACCAACGGUUCGGAACGAAAUAGAGACAGCGGGCGGUACGAUGUGCGACGAUCGGUAUUAGAAAAUGCACUCAACAUUGCGUUUCUAGCGGCCAACUCGAAUCAGCUGCGUCUACUCAGCACCUCCAACACGGAGGGGCAGAAUUGGACUAUCUAUCUGGCGAUCUUCACCCUGCUGAUAGUGUCGCUCAUACUUCAAAUUCUCAACUUUGUCGCCAUGCUGAUGAUGUCGACGUACACCAGUCAGCGUUGGCCACUGUUACGAACCCUGGCCUGCAUUGCUGCCACCGUAAUUGCGCUGCUAAAUCUGGCCGCCGUAACCAUGCUGAAUGUUUUACUUGAAACACAGUAACAUUAAUUUCCAGUUUCGGUACGAAAUUCCAUCAUAUUUGUUUGAAAAUAUUUUGCUAAUUAAAUGAUCUCUUUUUGAUUGUUAUGUUUGUUUAUUUAUAAAAAAAAUGACGAUUUAAAUCAAAUAAAUGUUUUAGUCAAUUUAUACCACCUUAAAUAAAUUAGUAUACAUCUAUACAUACAUUCGAAAUAUGAUAAAAAAUGCAAAAUUAGAUUAGAAAUGAAU
Anopheles funestus (African malaria mosquito) is the source of this 878-nucleotide messenger RNA. RefSeq lists its product as uncharacterized. Gene Ontology annotation, biological process: cell adhesion; tissue regeneration. NCBI's taxonomy places the organism in Eukaryota, Metazoa, Arthropoda, Insecta, Diptera, Culicidae. The transcript has 2 exons. Bases 51 to 653 code for a protein of 200 amino acids. The record is from RefSeq and is a predicted model, not a curated record. Gene Ontology annotation, cellular component: membrane.